Molecule: messenger RNA, 1311 nt
Organism: Aedes albopictus (Asian tiger mosquito)
Lineage: Eukaryota; Metazoa; Arthropoda; Insecta; Diptera; Culicidae
Exons: 2
Coding region: 136-1155 (339 amino acids)
Molecular function (GO): zinc ion binding; nucleic acid binding
Source: RefSeq, a predicted model, not a curated record
AAUUCCAGUUUAUACUCGGACGCUGUAGAGUGAACACGUACUCGAGAGUGCUGGUCAGUUUAUAAACGGUUUGCUCACACUUUGUGUGAUUUUUUUUCUUUUGUCAAAGCGGAAUCUAUUCAACGAAUAGAUAAAAUGGAAACUAGAAAGAAUACGAUGAAACUGGUGUUUGCUCAGUCGGCAAAGCUGCCGAUCCAUCUGGAUGUUCUCCGGUUCUUGAUGCGCGUCCUGAAAAUUCCGGCUACAGAUGUCCACUCGGUGUACAAAGAUGAAAACGACCAACGGUUCUACGUGAAAUUUAUCGACGAGACUAGCUUCAAUCGGUUCAGCAGUACCAUGGAGGAGCAAUACUGGUUCGAGUACGCGGAUGGAGAAAGGACCCGGAUACAUCUCGAAAUGGCGAGCAGACAGUUCAAGUAUGUACGAAUUUUCAAUUUACCCCCUGAAACGGAGGACAAGGACAUUGCGGCAGUGCUGGGGCAGUUUGGAAAGAUUCGUCAACACGUGCGCGAGAGGUAUCCCGCAGAAUUCGGUUAUCAGGUGUUCAGUGGCGUAAGGGGAAUCCACAUCGAGAUUGAAAAAGAGAUCCCAGCGAACUUGUACAUCGGCCACUUUCGUGCGCGGCUUUAUUAUGAAGGGUUAAAAAACAAGUGUUUCUUCUGCAAGGCGGAGGGACACAAUAAGGUCAACUGUCCCAAGCUGGCUGAACAAGGUGUCUCUGGUCCAGCCAACAGUCGACUAUACAGUCAAGUGGCAGCGAAUCUGCGGAUAGCAACGAGUUCCAGUGAAAGCGAAAUCAGACCGUCAUCGUCGAUGACGGUGUUCCAAGUCCCGAAGCACCCUAGUUCGACGGCGACCACGGAUAAAACGGAAAAGACAAACCCGAGCGAAAUCAUGACGACGAGUACAGAUCAGGCGGCUGCUGAAAAAGUGGCCGCAAUCCAGGCGGUGGAGAAGGAAUCAGUGAGACAAAAGGGUGUCGAUGUGCAAGUAACGAACACUAGCAGCGGAGGCCAAACCAGUUCGAUGGAGACGGGCGAUACAUCACGCGCACACACGGAGGAGUCCGGUGUGAAACGACCACCAGCAUCUACAUCAGAAUACGACAGUUCGGACGUGGAGAAGGGAAAAGUUGUCGUAACGUUCAUUGAGUGAUCAUGCCGUAUAUAAGGAAGUUAGCUACAAUUAAUUUGAAUGCGAUUAGCUGCCGGGUUAAACAACACUUGCUGAAGGAGUUCGUAUGGAACAACGAUCUUGACGUUGUGUUCAUGCAAGAGGUAGCAUUUGAAAUUUUUUCGUUUCUGCCAACAC